AUGGAUCCCGGUGCUGUGAUUUCUUUCUCUGUAAUCAUCUUUGAAAUGUGUAUUGGGAUGUUUUCUGGUCUCUUCAUUGUAGGCACAAUCUUAAAAGACAUCUUUAAAGGACAAAGAAUGAGUACAGGAGAUAAAAUAAUAUUGUCUCUAAGCUGCUCCAACAUCUGCCUGUUAAUAAUGACAUUUACUUCUGCUUCCGCAUCAUAUUUUCCCUUUAACCCCGACGUGUAUACGGUGUGCACCAUAAACGCCUUGGUAUUUUAUGGCAGGACAUCUUGCUCCUGGUUGACUACUUGCCUGUGCUUCUUUUAUUUCAUUAAGAUCACCCAGUUGAAGUCUUCCUUCCUGUCCCUGCUGAAGAAGAAGAUCGAUGUCCUAAUUCCGUGGAUGAUCCUGGUCAUUGAAGCUCUCUGUCUCGGUAGUAGCUUCUUCAGUGAAAUGACUCAUGUUCCGCCCCAAGAAUCAUCCAACAUCUCAGUCUCCUUUUUAUUCAACACAUUAGGAGAUAACUCCCACCCCGGAAGGACAAUUUUAUAUGUCAGUAUGUUUGUGUCAUUGCUGAUCUCAGUGGUCAUCACAGCUCGUAAUGCCCUUUCCCUCAUCGUUCAUAUUUGUAGGACGGGCAAGAACGUCACCCCCUCUGGCAGAACCAACGUGAAAGUACAAAGAGUGGUGAAAACAAUGGUCCAGCUUUUGGCCUUGUAUUUUUUCUCUUAUUUGAUAUCGGUUAUUGCUUAUUGCUUAAAAGAUUUAAUAACACACUAUAGAUAUGUAUUUCAAGUUGCUCAGUUCUUCUUCGGCCCUGUCCAGUCUAUUCUUCUGAUUCUUGGUAACCCAAGAUAUAAGGAGGACAUCCAUCAUACUAUGUGUAUAUGUAGUAGGGUUUGUACACUGCAGAGUUAA
Messenger RNA from Nanorana parkeri, 903 nucleotides. Its product is annotated as taste receptor type 2 member 8-like. Gene Ontology annotation, cellular component: membrane. The record is from RefSeq and is a predicted model, not a curated record. Gene Ontology annotation, molecular function: G protein-coupled receptor activity; bitter taste receptor activity. Lineage: Eukaryota; Metazoa; Chordata; Amphibia; Anura; Dicroglossidae. The coding region runs from base 1 to 903 and encodes 300 amino acids. The transcript has a single exon. Gene Ontology annotation, biological process: G protein-coupled receptor signaling pathway; sensory perception of taste; detection of chemical stimulus involved in sensory perception of bitter taste.